Plectropomus leopardus (leopard coralgrouper) is the source of this 857-nucleotide messenger RNA. RefSeq names its product selenoprotein H (gene selenoh). NCBI's taxonomy places the organism in Eukaryota, Metazoa, Chordata, Actinopteri, Perciformes, Serranidae. The record is from RefSeq and is a predicted model, not a curated record. Gene Ontology annotation, cellular component: Golgi apparatus.
UACAGCCUACAUGCGCGGCGCGCGAAACUAUUUUUUUUUUUAACAGCAAUGGCGUCUACAGCAGGUCGACGAGGAAGGAAGCGCAAAGCGGAGGCUCAGGCCGAGGAGGAGAAACCAUCUGUGGAGGAGAAGAAGGACAGAGGAGAGGGGGAAGACGACCAGGAGGGCCAAAGGGUGGUCAUUGAACACUGUAAGAGCUGACGAGUGUAUGGGCGUAAUGCUGAGGAGGUGAAAUCUGCCCUCUUAGCUGCCCACCCUGACCUGACUGUGGUCCUCAACCCUGAGAAGCCGCGAAGGAACAGCUUUGAGAUCACUCUGCUGGAUGGAGGCAAAGAAACCUCUCUGUGGACUGGGAUAAAGAAGGGUCCACCGCGUAAGCUGAAGUUUCCUCAACCUGAUGUCGUAGUUGCUGCUCUAAAGGAGGCUCUGAAGACCGAGUAGACACCCAGUGAAGCCAAGACUUCAGGAGACGUGGUCUGUGGAAGCAGAAUGAUGAGGAGAGACCAAUGGGAUGUUCUCAGUCCCUCCUCUGAUGAACCAGGCUCCAUCAGCUCACAUCUUCUGGGUGCAUGGUGACACCUAGUGGAGUGUCUUUGAGCCAGCACAUUACUCAGAUGCUGUUAUGUUGUUUUUUAUGUUUGUUCUUCCCCAUUUCUGAAUGGUUUAAUUUGCUUAUAUAACAUUUUUUAGGUAAAUAAAGUUUCUUGUUUUGUAAAUAUUGGAUGUUUUUUUUUAUUAACUCUGACCAAACAGUCAGUGUGUAAGGAGGAUCUUGUAACUGCAGUUUUAGGAUUUUUAUUGUCGAGUUGCAGCUAAAUUGCAAAGAGAAUUCUUGCAGAACGGGGAUUGAUUAAAAC